This is a messenger RNA of Mollisia scopiformis, 1222 nucleotides long. RefSeq lists its product as uncharacterized. The transcript has 2 exons. The coding region runs from base 283 to 987 and encodes 234 amino acids. NCBI's taxonomy places the organism in Eukaryota, Fungi, Ascomycota, Leotiomycetes, Helotiales, Mollisiaceae. The record is from RefSeq and is a predicted model, not a curated record.
CUCAAGAGCACUCUUAACGCUUCUCAAAAGCCAAAAACUUUUCUCUUUGAGGACAAAAGAGAGGAGCACGUGAAUUCGCGUUUACUUCGUGAUCUUUGGCACAGGCUAAAUCGCGUUGGCAUUAAUCCCUCAGCCUUGCUGUGCCUUCUCGGCUGACUUGGUUCUGACAACAAACAAUAAACAACAACGCCACUUCACCAUUCUUCUCAUACCUUCGAUUGUCCCCACCUCGAUCUAUCUUCCCUUUCAUCCUUCCUCUACACACAAAUCCGAAUCGCAACAAUGCCUCCCAAGAAAGUUGCCGCAGCUACUUCGACUUCUGUCUACCUCGUCGUCAGUGGCAGCACCAUCUCCUCCGUCCACGCCUCGCAAGCAUCUGCCGAAGCCGCAAAGAAGGACGAUGCCAAGAUCGAAGUCCAAACCCUGAUCGGCGGAACCAUCAGCGUUGACCCUGUCGCAGAGGAGAAGAAGCCCGCGAAGGCCAAGGCUGCGAAGACCGAAGAUGCGCCCAAAGCCAACACUGCCGCAAAGAAGACAAAGACACCUGCCGAACAGCGCGCCGCCAACGUUGACAAGCCGAAGAAGGGACAACCUGCCGAUAAGGACCUGCCCGAGAAUGUCCGGUCGCUGUUGAAUGGCAAGGGCAAUCAAUUGAAGGGCAUGGCAAUCAUCGUUACGGGUGUUCCGCCUGUUAUGGGACGAGCCAAUACAGAGAAGCUGGUGGUUCUUUAUGGCGGAAAGGUCAGCAAGAGCUUGAGCAAGAAUACGAGUUUGGUUGUCAUUGGCAAUGAGGCAGGUCCCACAAAGUUGGAGAAGAUCGAGGACCUUGGUCUCAAGACUGUCGAUGAGGACGGGCUAGUUGCUCUGCUUGAGGGAGGUGCCGGAUCUAAGCAUGCUCUUGAUGAUGAGGAUGAUGAAGACGAGGACGAGGAGGAGGAAGAAGAGGAAGAGGAGAAGCCAAAGAAGGGCAAGAAGCAGAAGAAAUAGAUGUGAUCUGUUGUAUACGAUGGGAUGACUCUGCGUUCGCGGGUCAUCGUGCACAUACACAGGCAUCUCUUGUUUCUAGCCUUUUCUCAUGUACAAAAGUGGAAAGCGGGGUUAUUUCUGGCUUUCGGCCGGAACAUACAGGAGGAUGCAUAAUCUGCGAGCAUUAUGCUUUCAUGGUACGAUAGCUGAGCAGGGAGUGACUGCAAUACAUACGCACGAAUGUGCUUCCCACUCG